UACAUCAUGACUUGUGAGUUCAAGCCGUUGUCUUGGUUGAUCUUCAUAGCUUUCUUAGCUACAACACUCAGCCAGACACUUAUAGAACAAAAAAGUAUUGAAAAUGAUCUCUCAAAUGACUUACAAAUACAAGCAAUGAUGCGUCAACUGAGACGCUUCAAACGAGCACCACGAAAAGGUUUCGGAAAGGUCGAAAGAUUACCGACAGUCCUUUUUUUGCGACAAGAGGAUUUUGAUAGCGCUAUAUCAUUAUCAGGAAAGCACGAAAAUAUUCCUUAUCGUUCAAAUAGAAGAAAACGAACCUUCUGUCCUAUUUUAGAUUAUUCGAUAGUACCGGUUGUUGUAUUGCCAAUCAAUGGUACUGGUAAAUGUGUGUUAAGUGCCGAUCAAGCUAGCCAUUAUUGCGGGGAUACACAAGGUUUAGUGAACGCACCGCCGUUUCCGCCACUGGAGGCUGGAAAAUGUCAUAUUUCGGAGAAGAGCGGACGAGAAAUAUGUUGGCCUAGAUACGAGAACCUUGAUACUAGUUGUACGGAUGUAGGAAGUGGAAUGGUGUCAGCUCCAGCUGUUAAACAUGCUUCAGUUCGAGCGAUGGCAUUCGUUCCGCCAGAUAAUUUGAGGCGAUUAAUUCGGCAGUAUUUCCGGCAACAAGGAAUACCGAUUCCAAAAAAUAUAACAUUCAGCCCGAAUUCAUUUUUGUUUGUGCGUUAUGAAUGCGAAUAUGGCUAUGAAUUCGUCGAUGAAGUGAACUCAAUGUUUUGCAUAAAUCGGCAGUGGGUAAUGACUCCACCAAAAUGUCGUGGCAAAGGAUUAUGCGAAAUUGAUAAUGGAGGCUGCAGUCACUCUUGUUUAUCCAUUGAAGAUAAGGAUGUCGAAUGUCAUUGCCCUAAAGGCAUGAUACUCGAUGCUGACCAAAAGACUUGCAUAAAAUCGAUUAUUAUAGAGCCGAUUCCCAAAAAACUAUGCCGUAUUCUAAGUAGUUGUUCAUGCUUGGCAAUCGAUGAAAAUCAGUUUUCUUGUACAUGUCCUAGAGGAGAAAAAUGCUUAUUGCUGCGAGGUCGACCAAAGAUCUACAUCGAUCCAGCUGCACCUUAUGAAGUAAUACCUGGUGGUAAUUUGAAUAUUACUUGUUCAGCUGUAUCCUAUCCAUUUCCGCAGAUAUUUUGGCAAAGAGGUGAUGAAACAGUAGAUGUCGCUCCAGCAAAACCAGGUACAGUACGCAGUGAGCAAAUCCUCAUAAUUAAAGAAUUGUAUAAAAAUACUCAAUUUACAUGCCAUGCGAGUAAUCCAAUCGGUAAAGCAGAACGAACUAUUGAAGUUAUUGUUACAGGCCCUGGUUCUGCACCAGUAAUAAGAGGUGUUGAUGCUGGUCGGACAUCUGUCUACGUAAAAUGGGAUCCACCGCUUAUCGUAAAUCGCCCAGUAGUUUCAUAUACUGUCUAUUAUACUAAUAAUGGUCAACAACCAAUCAAAAACUGGAAAAAAAUCAUUGUCGAAGAGCCAACCAGAGAUGUGACCAUUCAUGAAUUGCGACCAAAUACUCAGUACUUCAUUCGUUUGCGAGCUAAUGACAACUUAGGCCCUGGACGAAUCGCAAAUCCUAUUUCGUUACACACAAGACGACCAGGUGCUGCUCGACCUCAGUUAUAUAUACCAGAAGGAGAGAGAAUGCAAAUCGCACCACUGACUGCAUUUAAAAUCGGAUGUAAUGUAACAAGGGGCGACCCACUUCCAAGUGUUGCAUGGCACAGCAGAUCUCGUCCAAUUUACAAGCCGCAAAAGAAGAAAUUUAUCACUAUGCAACAUGGUGGUCUAUAUGAAAAUACUAAUUUCUCAUGCGUUGCUGAAAAUGAAGCUGGCCGAACGACUAAACGUGUCCAAGUCAUUGUUACAGGACCCACUGCUCCUGAGCGUAUACGUUAUCAAAUUGAUGGAAAUAAUGUUGAUCUACAAUGGGAGCCACCUCGUAUACUGAAUGCACCCAUGAAGGAUUAUGAAAUCAUUUACACGGAUGACCCUGAGCUACCAGAAGAACAAUGGAAUUCUAUUUUGGUCGGUGGUCCCAGUAAUCAGUCUUUCAGGAUUCCACACCUCAAAGAAAAAACUGAUUAUACAUUUAAAAUUCGAGGGAUCAACGAUCUUGGACCUGGCCUAUCGAGUUCAAAAUUCACAUUAACAACUUGGCUUGCAGCACGUCCACCAGUUGUUACUAUAAUGCCAAAUGAUAUAUUGACAGAGCAUCCUAGCAUUAAUGAGCUUGUUUUCGAGUGCAAUGCAGUUGGCGUUCCAAAACCAAAAAUUCUAUGGCAGUGGAAUGGCAAUCUUAUAGAAGAUGGAAAAGAUGAAUUCCGCAUUUAUGAUGUUACACCUCCUGAUGCACAAGACAGUUCAAGUAGUAAACUUAUUGCAGAGCAAACUAAUCGCGCUGGUGUCAUAAUUUGCAAUGCAAUUAAUGAACAUGGAACGGAUGAAAAAAGAACUGAAGUAAGAAUUCUCGGUCCUGGAAGUCCGCCGCAAGAUAUUCAGACAGCGUCAACACCCAAUGGCUUCAAGGUAUCAUGGAAGCCACCAAAGUAUCCAAACGGAAAGAUAACUAAUUAUAUUAUAUACUAUACAAAGAAUCCAGACGAUGAUCUUGGUGAAUGGGAGCGAAUAAGUGUUAACGGAGAUACUGAUGAAACAGCGAUCAAAGUCAACGAUGAAGAAACACCGUACAACAUUAGAAUUCAAGCUGCAACAAAAGAUGGAGUUGGCAUAAUAUCAGAGGCCUACGAUGUAACUACUGGCAAAAAACCCAUACCUCUUUUUGUAAAUCUGCUCAUCAUAAGCCCAAAGGUAGAUGAACGUGAUGAAGAAACAAUAGUUGAACCAUUACAACCUAUUCGAUUCAAAUGCCUAGCAGAAGGACGACCAUCACCGCAAAUUUUUUAUUCCUGGCUGCCAUUUAAUGAAAGUGGUUCUGGACAGGAACCAGUACACAUACCUGCUUAUUCUGACCAUGAAGUACCACAUCGCUACCAUUCUAUUGAAGUGGAUUCUAACACUGCUUCAAGGCGUGCACUGAUGUGCAAAGCACGGAAUAGCGAUGGCACGGCUGAAGACCGACAUGUUUUUAACGUGAUAAUGUCUAUCACCGUAUUUAUGAAUUUAGAACCAGGAAGCCCACCGGAAUCGGUCGCAGCUAUUAUAGAUCCUGAUAAUCGUGUGACAAUUUCGUGGGAACCUCCGAAAUAUCCAAAUGGUCUUAUAACAGGAUAUAAAGUGUUCUUGACGGAUGACCCUAAUCUACCAAUGGAUAAAUGGAAAACAUCCACAAUAAGCGGCGACGAUCCAAGAAUUAUAUUCAAUCGUGGUGAUCUUGAACCAGAAACACCUUAUUUCUUCAAAAUUGCAGCAUUAGGCCCACAUGGUCAGGUUGAUUCACCUCAAGAAGUUUUACCUGUAAUACAAUCUGAUAAUUCGAUUGAUGUAACGUGGACAGGUCCAAGUGUUCCAAAUGGACAAAUAAAAGCAAGUUUUCACUUUUUUUAUCCUAUCCCUAGUGAUCAAAUUGCUUAUAAUAUUUAUUUUACUCCAAUUGAUGAUGAUACAAGCGACGAUGCAUAUAAACAGUGGGAAAAAAAUAUUGUAUUGACUAACAAUAUUUCGGGGAACGCCCGUAUUGAUAAAGAAAUUUAUAAUAUAUUACCAAAUCGUGAUUACAAGAUCCGUAUUUCUGCCACAAAUGAUCAAUCGGAAGGACCUGCAAGUGAUCCGAUAACAUUUACGACAGGAAGUGGUGAGACUGCGCCAGUGAUCACCCUUGAGCCACCUGAUAAUCCAACCAAUGUGACGCCAAGAGGCUCAGUGUCUGUUCACUGCUCUGCAAGUGGCGAACCUAGACCCACACUUAUGUGGAUUAUUGGCACAGACCAGGACGUUAUGCGCAGCGCUGAUCUUCUUCUAACAGAUCUACGCAAAGAUGUUGUGGCUACCUGUAGAGCAGAAAAUAAAGCCGGAAGAGUUCAAGAAGUUCUUCAAAUAAUUGUAUCUGGUCCUGGAACACCACCGAAUGAAAUUGUUGCGCUACCUAUGGCAAAUCAACAAGUUAAUGUAGAAUGGACAACACCAGAUAAUCCGAAUGGUCGAAUUAUGGGAUAUAUUAUACAUUACGGCGAGGUACCAGAAGGAGAAAAUGAACCUGUAGAAUGGCGAAAAAUUGAUCUACCUGGAGAAGAUGUGCAACAACAUCGGAUUACCAACCUUAAACCGAAAUCCAUUUAUGCAUUUAAAGUUCAAGCAAUUAGUGAUCGAGGACCAGGUGUUGAAUCGGAUCCUAUCAAAAUUAAGACUCUGCCGCUAGCUCCAACUUCGGUGAAGCCACCCAAUAUCAAUGUUCAUGAUAACAAUACUGUUGCUGUGAAAUUUGAAGCGCCACAUGAUCCAGAAGAUCCAUCUAAACCUAUAAAAGAAUAUGUUAUUCACUAUACAGAAGAUGACCCAACAUCGGAUGAUGCCGUAUGGCGCGAACUGAUGUGGCUAGAGCCUGACGACGAUUUUGCUGUUAAUAUUCCAAUUGAUGGGGAAAAUUUCAAGCCAGACACAAAAUACGCUAUUAAGGUUGUUCCUCGUGGUGAAAUAGAUGGCCCUCCUUCGGAACCAAUCGUAUUUCAAACUGGAGACGGAGUAAUUCCACCUGAAAAGCCAGUUGUCAAUGUCGACGUGCCAGACAAUGUUAUUAGAGUACCUGCUGGAACUGAUUACACCGUCAGUUGUUCUUCAAAUGGUUUUCCGUCACCAAAUAUUUUUUGGAUUGAUCAUAAAGGGAAGAUCUUAAGUGACGGACCAAUGCUGAGACUUCAAGAUGUUAAAGAGACCGUCAAAGCAAAAUGCGUUGCGGAAAACCGUGGAGGAAGGCAGGAAACGGACUUUGAAGUCUUUGUUGCAGGGCCAGGAAAUGCUCCGGGGAAUAUCCGUCUAAGUACCGAGCGACCGCGAAUGAUAUUUGUGGAAUGGGAUCCACCGACAAUACCAAAUGGCAAUAUUGUUCGAUACAUUAUUUACUACACGCCGUUGGAUGAUCAGAAUAUUGUCUAUCAAAUAGGACAAGUUCCUAAAAAGCCUAUCGCUGAGUGGAUGACAUAUCAUAAAGACAAGGAGCCACUCACAUUUGCAAACCAAUCUGCUCAUCUUACAGACUUUGUGGAGCCUGAUACUGCAUAUGCAAUUGUGAUUCAAGCUGUUAAUUCUGAUGGUCCAGGACCUUAUUCUGAACAACAUACAAUCCGAACAAUGUCUAGAGCCCGAGAAGGACCUCCAGAAAACUUACGAGUUGAGCCAGAUGGGCCAGACUCGGCAAAUGUGGAAUGGAACCGACCCGCUAUUACUGACCAGCUACCGAUAGGCUAUGAACUUUAUUAUAUUAAAGCGGAUGCGAAAAUUUGGGAAGAUGAUCUUGCUAGUAUCGGCGAUUGGGAUAUGAUUCCAAUCACUGAAGUGGAUGGUGACGAUUUACAUUACAAAAUUGACGAUCUUUUGGAAGCGGAUACGGAAUAUGUUUUCAAGAUUCGAGCAGUAUUUCCAGAUGGACCUGGCGUAUUUUCUAUUGCUUGCAUUAUGAAGACUUUACCAGAAGGUAAUGCUCCAUAUAUAAUGACAUCAAGCGGAGAUCAUGGAGUGGAAGGCACCAGUAAUAUUAAGAUCCUGCCUGGAUCUUCAUUUGAAGUCUUUUGUAAUGCUACCGGAUCACCAAAGCCAACAGUAAAAUGGAUCCGUGCUGGUUCUGUGCCUAUUGAUCCUAGUUGGGUUGAAGCUGACGAAUCACAUACGAAAUGGACUCUAAAAGUUUCAAACAUCUCAGAGGAUACAUCGUUUAUCUGCUUAGCACAAAGUCCACUCGGUCAGGCUAAUUGGACAUUCAUCGUUCAUAUCGAUAAAAAUUUACCUCCAUCAUGGAAAGACGAUUUCGUGUUUGCAAGGAAUGAGAAUGGCGAAGUUGUACUGCAUUUUACAGAAAAUUUGCCUGAUUUUCUUAAAGAACCGAAUAACUGGAUUGUUUACUGGACGGAAAAUCCAAGUCAACCGCUGCAUGAAUGGAACAAAAUUCCAAGUGAUAAGCGGCCACUGGAUCGUAUUGUUGUAUCAGAAAUGGAACCUGGGACCAAAUAUUACCUGUUGGUUGAGCAACCCGAUGAAAAUAUUAAAACUGCAGUAUUUAGCACAAUGACACCAAAAGCUGCAAGUGAUAUACGUGUUGGAACUAAUCUCAAUGGUGAAACCGUUGUGGAUUUUAAACCGGCAGUUGCCGCUGAGCCAGUGAAAAAAUAUAUCAUAAAAUAUUGGCCUGAGGACGAUCCAACAGCUGUGAGGUACACAGAAACACCAAAGGAUAUUACUGACCAAAUUAUCGUUACUGGACUUCUACCUGACGUUGACUAUAAUUUUAUGGUAACAGCGAAAUUUGAAGAAGGCGAUAAUCUUCCAAGCGAACCUGUUAAAAUCAGAACACCUUCAGGAGAUAUAAAAUGCGACUGCGCGCAUGCAUGUAAAUUCGAGGAAGAUGAUGAUGGUGUAGUAACACCACCAGCUUUUACCACAGACACCAGAGAUCCAGAGCAAAUAUCCAGGCUCACGACAGAUAUUUCUAAAGAAGUGGCUCAAACCAUGAAAUAUAAACCAGGCACAACUGAUAUUGAAACUCUUCCAACAGACUAUUUAGGGAGGACGAUCAGUUUCGAUGGAAAGCCUUUAUCAACAGAUAUAAUGGGGCGAAUAGUAGGAGAACAUGCUUCGCCGCUGCCAACCAAUGCAAUGGGUCAAAUAAUUUAUGUACCAACCGAACCAGCAUCUGUUAUAUAUCCGACUGAUGAAAUGGGUCGAUAUGUAUUUCCCAUUGUUGGGCCUGAUGGUAAAGAAUUAUCAAAAAAUUCUGCUGGAGAAACAAUAGAUCAACUAGGAAGAAUAAUCGAAAAGAAUGAAGAAGGAUUUCCUCUUGGACCUGACGGCAUUAUAUUAAAAAAAAACACUAAAGGUGAAUGGGUUUAUCCUAUACUUGGAAAAGAUGGUGAACCAUUACCGACGGAUUUAAAUUUACGACCUAUAUAUCCAAUCGUAGGACAAGAUCAGAUUCUUUUCAGUCGCAAUGAACAAGGUCUAAACGUUGAUAAUGAAGGAAAUAUUAUACCUACUGAUAUAGCUGGUAGACCAGUCAGUAUCGACGGUUCUCCAUACCCGACGGAUAAGGAACAUAGAUUCAUAAUCGCGCAAGAUGAAGAAGCAAUAUUAAUAAUACCAACUGAUGAUCUGGGACGUAAAAUUUACCCAGUUGCUUUUCCUAAUGGUGAAAUCCUACCAACAGAUGAAAGUGGCCGUCAUAUUGAUGAAAAUGGGGACCCAAUACCAACAGAUGAUUUUGGAUUACCUAUAUCGGAAGAUGGGAAAAUAUUAAACACGGACUCUCAAGGAAGAUUUGUAUAUAAAAGUUUGAAAAAGCCAGUACAUCCAAUUUUUGCUCCUGGCGGCAAACUUCUGCCAACUACUAAAGGAAUGAUGCUUGGUCCUGAUGGUGAGCCAAUACCAACAAAUGUUGCUGGAUUCCCCGUUGAUAACAAAGGUAGACCUUUUCCAAGUGAUGCUAGUGGAAAUAUUAUUUAUCCUGCAAAAGGACUCGACGCUGAACCGCUUCCUACUGACAAAAGUGGAAAACCAGUGCAUCCAAUUCUUGGACCUAAUGGGCAAGAACUACCUACAGGGAAAGAAGGACUCGUGCUUGGGCCAGAUGGUGAGCCAAUACCAACAAAUAUUGCUGGAUUCCCUGUGGAUAACAAAGGUAGACCUUUUCCAAGUGAUGCUAGUGGAAAUAUUAUUUAUCCUGCAAAAGGACUCGACGCUGAACCGCUUCCUACUGACAAAAGUGGAAAACCAGUGCAUCCAAUUCUUGGACCUAAUGGGCAAGAACUACCUACAGGGAAAGAAGGACUCGUGCUUGGGCCAGAUGGUGAGCCAAUACCAACAAAUAUUGCUGGAUUCCCUGUGGAUAACAAAGGUAGACCUUUUCCAAGUGAUGCUAGUGGAAAUAUUAUUUAUCCUGCAAAAGGACUCGACGCUGAACCGCUUCCUACUGACAAAAAUGGUGAGCCAAUACCAACAAAUAUUGCUGGAUUCCCUGUGGAUAACAAAGGUAGACCUUUUCCAAGUGAUGCUAGUGGAAAUAUUAUUUAUCCUGCAAAAGGACUCGACGCUGAACCGCUUCCUACUGACAAAAGUGGAAAACCAGUGCAUCCAAUUCUUGGACCUGAUGGGCAAGAACUACCUACAGGGAAAGAAGGACUCGUGCUUGGGCCAGAUGGUGAGCCAAUACCAACAAAUAUUGCUGGAUUCCCUGUGGAUAACAAAGGUAGACCUUUUCCAAGUGAUGCUAGUGGAAAUAUUAUUUAUCCUGCAAAAGGACUCGACGCUGAACCGCUUCCUACUGACAAAAGUGGAAAACCAGUGCAUCCAAUUCUUGGACCUGAUGGGCAAGAACUACCUACAGGGAAAGAAGGACUCGUGCUUGGGCCAGAUGGUGAGCCAAUACCAACAAAUAUUGCUGGAUUCCCUGUGGAUAACAAAGGUAGACCUUUUCCAAGUGAUACUAGUGGAAAUAUUAUUUAUCCUGCAAAAGGACUCGAUGCUGAACCGCUUCCUACUGACAAAAGUGGAAAACCAGUUCAUCCAAUUCUUGGACCUGAUGGGCAAGAACUACCCACAGGGCGAGAAGGACUCGUGCUUGGGCCAGAUGGUGAGCCAAUACCAACAAAUAUUGCUGGAUUCCCUGUGGAUAACAAAGGUAGACCUUUUCCAAGUGAUGCUAGAGGAAAUAUUAUUUAUCCUGCAAAAGGACUCGACGCUGAACCGCUUCCUACUGACAAAAAUGGAAAACCAGUGCAUCCAAUUCUUGGACCUGAUGGGCAAGAACUACCCACAGGGCAAGAAGGACUUGUACUUGGGCCAGAUGGUGAGCCAAUACCAACAAAUAUUGCUGGAUUCCCUGUGGAUAACAAAGGUAGACCUUUUCCAAGUGAUGCUAGUGGAAAUAUUAUUUAUCCUGCAAAAGGACUCGAUGCUGAACCGCUUCCUACUGACAAAAGUGGAAAACCAGUUUAUCCGGUUGUUGGAUCUAAUGGUAAACGAUUGCCAACAAAUUCUUACGGAUAUGUGGUUGGCCCUGACGGUAGACCGAUACCAACAAAUAUUGCUGGCAUUCCUGUUGAUGAAAAAGGCAUAUUUUUUUCCACCGACAAGUCAAGGAAUUUUAUUCGCCAUGGUGGUGGCUCGUAUGGUGAAAAUUUUCCCACUGAUGCGUACGGCCGAGCUAUACGACCCAUUAUUGGGCCAGAUGGCUUUAUCUUGCCAACAUCUUCCGAUGGUUUAUCUUUUGGUCCUGAUGGCAAUCUUAUCCCAACAGAUACUAGCGGUUGGCCAUUAGAUGAAAAUGGUGUAGCAAUGCCUACAGAUGUUUUUGGCAAUAUUAUUUACCCAUUUCGUGGACCGGAUGGACUGCUCCUCCCUACUGAUGGAAAUGGUAAACCAAUCUAUCCUGUCUUUGAUGCUCACGGUAAAAUUCUUCCCACUGAUGAACAGGGUAAUAGAAUUGGUAUUGACGGAAAACCAAUUCCUACUAAUAUAGCUGGAAAACCUAUUGGUCCAGAUUCUUCACCUUUGCCUAUUGAUGAAGCUGGUCAUAUAGUGAUGCUUGAAACGGAAAAAACCACAUUUGCACCUCCUACAGAUCAAUAUGGUCACAUCAUUAUUCCAAUCGUCGAUAGUGACGGCAUACCAUUAAUUAAAAAUGAUGAAGGGCAAUUUCUCUCUAAAGAUGGCAUUAUUAUCGAAUACGAUGAUAAUAAUCACCCUGUUGGUCCAGGCAAACAACCACUCAAGAAAGAUUUCCAUGGUAAUUAUAUUUAUCCUGAUGUCGAUAAAGAUGGUAAGCUAUAUCCAACAAAUUUAUAUAGUAUGCCGAUAUAUCCUGUUGUCGAUCUAUAUGGAAAUGCUUUUCCUACAAACAAAGAUGGAUUAGUACUUGAUUUCGAUGGCUAUGCUUUGCCCACAAAUAUGUAUGGUAAGCCUGUUGGUCCUGAUUCAUCGCCUUUACCAACUGAUAAGCUGGGUCGUAUAGUAUAUGAAAAAAGAAUGAAUUUGACAACUGCUUUACCAACAGAUUUAAAUGGUCAUAUCAUUUAUACGAUUAUAGACUCCUCCGGUCGCUUAUUACCAACGAGUGAAAGCGGGAAAAUUUUAGAUGAAGACGGGCGCCUACAUAAAGAUAAAUUCGGUCGUCCUUUAGGACCUGAUGGUCAUAUAUUACCAACAGACGACCAAGGAAGGUACAUUUUACCGUUUCUUAUUCCUUCUUCUACAACAGAAACAAUAUUCAAAACCACUUACGAUAAAUGGUAUCCCCUGUCAACUAAUUCAGAUGGGCUUUUCGUUGAUGCAAGUGGCAAAAUCAUGCCAACCGAUGCACAACGUCAACCUAUAGGACGGGAUGGAUCGCCUCUACCAGUUGACAGAUAUGGCAAUUUCAUUUAUCCUGCAGAUAUUCUUACUGAAAUAUCAAAACCACCAAUAGUCACUAGUCCAAGUGGUGAGAGAUUACCAACUAACAAUUUUGGUGAAGCAUUACAGCCUGAUGGUCAACCGUUUCAUACCGACGGUAGGGGUAUACCUUUGUCGCCAGCUGGAAAAUCUUUGCCAACAGAUGAAAAAGGCAAUUUUAUUUACAGAAUAAUGACAACUAUCGCAACAGUUUUGGGAAUAAUUGGUCCAGAUGGAAAUUUGUUGCCUGCAGAUGCUAAUGGAAAUAUAUAUUAUGGCGGGAAAAAAAUUGAAAUCAAUGAAAAUGGAGAACCACUUGGACCAGAUGGGAAUAUUCUGCCAACUGAUGAAUAUAACAAUUACAUUUAUCCAAUUGCCAGUCCUGAUAGCGAAAUUAGACCUAAAGAUAUCAAUCAGCGGCCUAUAUUUAAGGUGUUAGGCAUAGAUGGCGAGCUUCUGCCAACAAAUGAAUAUGGAAAUGCUCUCGUCGAAGGGAAAGUAAUCCCAACUGAUCGGGCAGGCCGACCUCUCGGUCCGGAUGGUCUAGCAUUACCCACUGAUUCACUUGGACGAGCGGUUCAUCCAUAUCUUAAAUCUAUUAAAUGCUCAACGAAAUUCGGAGUUAUGGAUAUUGCUAUUGUGGUAAAUGCCGCUUCCUUGGACGAAAAUGAUUUCAUGGUAGUAAAGCGAUUGGUGAGAAAGCUGAUUGAUGAAUAUUUUGAUCUAGCACCCGACAUGACUCGAAUGGCACUAAUAAAAUAUGGUGAAGCUGCUGAAGUACCAGUAACAUUAGGCGGUUAUCAGGACAAAAAUGAGCUAUUGAACGAAUUAAAUUUGAUGCAGAAAAACUAUACAAAAGAGCGAUCACGAAUCAGGGUAGGCUUUAAUGCAGCCCAACAACAAUUCAUUACAUUCGGGCGAUCAUCAGCGGGAAAACUUAUAAUAUUUAUUACCAACGGAGAUGACAUAUAUCCGGAAGAUAAAUUUGAUUCAGCUAUAAGCAAUCUCUUCCUACUACUUAUCGGUAAUAAAAAAUUUGAAGAAGAGAUUAAUGAAAAAAUUAAUGCUUAUUUGCUCGUUGAUAAAUGGCAAGAAUUAUUGGCUAAAGCAGUAGCUGAUAAAAUCGAACAAGAGUGCUGGGCUAACCGAUUCGUUAUGCCAGUAAUAAGAAUACCAAUAAAAAUAUUGCCUAAAACGGCCACUUUGGCGCAAUCAGUAUUUUUGACAGAUGCUUAUGGACAUAUCACAUAUCCUAUAAAGGAUACUGACGGCCAACUCCUACCAACUGAUACAAUGGGAUCACCACUGAAUCGAUUAGGUGAAAAAAUUGAAUAUGAUGAAGUGGGUAAUCCUCUCGGACCUGAUGGAAAAAUCUUGCAUAAAGAUGAACAAGGCAACUUUGUUUAUCCUGCGAUAGAUAAUUUCGGUAGACUUUUGCCAACUGAUGAGAAUGGAAGAGCUGUAUACCCUAUUGCGAAUAAAGACGGUCUACUUUUGCCAACAAAUGAAUUAGGAAUAGCUGUAGACGAUGCUGGUUAUCCAAUUCCAACGAAUGCAGCAGGGAGGCCAAUAAGUCCUGAUGGUUCUCUUCUACCAUUUGGUGAAGAUGGAAAUAUCAUAUUCGCAGAACAAGCAACAGAAAAGAUUGCGCCAACGGAUGUAACUGGUCGCAUAAUUUCUAUCGUUUGGCCAGAUAAGAAACUAUUGUCGACAGAUGCUAGCGGAUAUUAUGUCGAUAAUUUAGGCCGUCGUAUAAACAUGGAUGAGCAAGGAAGGCCAAUUGGUCCAAACGGAAUAGUUCUACCAACUCACGAUCAAAUGUUUGUGCACCCACAGUUGGACAAGUGGGGUAAACCAUUACCCACUGAUAUAAAUGGAAAACCUAUUUACAUGAUCAUUGAUGCAAAAGAUUUACCAUUAUCAAAUGUGAGCGAAGGCUUAACUGUUGAUCAGAUUGGAGCACCCAUAUCAACAGAUGAAGCUGGGAGACCUCUAGGACCGAGUGGUUCUGUUCUUCCAACGAAUGCAGAUGGCGAUUACAUAUUAACAAAGGCAGAAGAAACAAAAUGCGAUAAAAUCGACAGCAAAGCAAAUAUAGUAUUCCUUAUUGAAUCAACUGAUGCUAUGAUAUCAGAGAUCGAUCGCAUAAAAAUGUUUUUACAUGGAUUCAUCGCUGAGAAUCUCGAUUUGAAACGAGCCAAAAUCGGUAUUGUAACCUAUGGUGAAACAGUUGAAAUUAAUAUCGACAUAGGUAAUUACAAAAAUAUGGACGAAUUACUCGAAUCAUUAAAAAUGAUCCAACCAAUAGGUGGCACUUCAGAGGGAAAUGAACACGCAAUACGAACAGCACUGCAUUUAUUAUUGGAAAAGCACAGCGAUGAAACUGGAGAGCUAAUUAUUUACUUACACAAAACUCCGAUAAGCGAAGAAGCCAAACCAAUUAUUCAACAUCUUCAACAUACAAUGUUCAUUGACAUUGAUCAUACAGAAUUGCUAAAAAUAAAAUCAGAACGAUUAAAAUAUAAAGUUUGCCAUUCAUUAAAUAAAAAGAAAGAAGCACAAAAGUUGGAGCCACACGUUGGGCCUGAUGGCCAAAUUUAUACUCCAUCCACUCUCGUUGGGAUGGAUGGCUUGCCACUAUCCACAAAUGCCUAUGGCAAAAUAAUUGAUCCACGAGAAGAUAUAAUCGCUACAAAUUCAGCAAGUCAGCCAAUCGGACCUUAUGGCGAUGUUCUUCCCACCGAUGCAUCCGGCAACCUUAUUUAUUCAACUUUCAGCUCUUAUGAUUACCACGUGCCCACAGAUGAAUAUGGCAAACAAGUUUAUCCAGUUGAAGGUCCAUAUGGCCAACUGUUACACACUGAUUCAUCUGAAAUUCUGGGACUAAAUGGAUUGCCUUUAGCAACCGAUUCAUCCGGACGAUCAAUUGGCCAUGAUGGUUCUCCACUGCCAAUAGGUUCACAGGGACGCUUUGUUAUUUUGGAAAAAAAAGAACCAAAAAUUUCGCCAACAGAUAAAAACGGCCAUAUUAUUAUUCCACUCAUCGGUCCUGAUGAAGAGUUACUGCCAACAGAUACUCAAGGUCAUUUUCUGGAUCUAAAUCAUCGGCCUGUGCCUACUAAUGAAAUGGGAAUACCGAUUGGACCUGAUGGAAAUAUUCUUCCAACAGAUAAAAAUGGAAAUUAUAGAUACCCACAACUCGCAUCUGAUGGUCAACCGCUUCCAACAGAUAUUCAUGGCAAACCUGUUUACCCAGUGGUCGAUGCCGAUGGUGAACUGCUUCCAACUGAUGAAGCUGGUGCAGCAAUUGGAUUAGAUGGAAUGCCCAUUCCUACCGAUAAUUCCGGAAGACCUAUAGGAGAGGAUGGAUCUAUCUUACCUAUGGAUCCAUAUGGUCGCAUCUCUUUGCAAGUUAUAAGUACACCUAAGAUUUUACCAACCGAUGACAGAGGUCAUAUCGUCACUCCAGUAGCAGAUCUGCAUGGGCAUAUAUUUCCUACAGACUCUAAUGGUUUAUUUAUAGAUCCUCAAGGCAAAGUUGUGCCAACAAACCAAGAUGGCCAACCAACUGGACCUGACGGUCAGGUUCUUCCUACGAAUGAAUUAGGGUAUUUUGUCUAUCCAGCUCUCAUUAGUGAUGAUCAACUUCUGCCAACUAAUUUAUAUGGAAAACCAGUGUACUCAAUAAAGGAUUCAGAGGGAAAAUUUCUCCCAACUGAUUCAACUGGAGCAGUGAUUACACGUGACGGAAGGCCGAUACCAACAGAUAUUGCGGGUCAUCCAAUUAGUUCCAAUGGUUUUCCUUUUCCAAGUGAUUCUUCGGGUUAUUUUGUGAUAACUGAGGAAGAGCUGAAGAAGAUACCUAGUAUAGACAAGGAAAAAAUUCACACUACUUCAUUCACAAUUAUCGGACCUGAUGAUUCGCCGCUUCUCACAGAUGCUAACGGCCAAAUUAUUGAUCCACAAGGCAAACUUGUACCAACGAAUGCUGCAGGUCAACCAAUUGGAUCAGAGGGCAAGGUCCUUCCGACUGACGGAUCUGGUAACUAUAUUUACCAAAGUACUGCUGCGGGCCCAACUGACGUUUAUGGUAAACCUGUCGAUGGCGAUAUGAGAACAAGUGCAAAAUCUCUUUAUUGUACUGUUAAAUCCAAUGUUGAUUUGCUAAUAUUAUUCGACGCAUCAAAUAAUAUUCGAGUCGUCGAUUAUCGUAUCAUGAAAGAACUAAUUAGCACCGAUUUAAUGCAAAAAAUAAGGGAAACGAGACGAAUGAAAGGAAAGGCAUUUUUAGGAAAUGCUCUUCGAGAAGCUAUAGGAGAAUUCUUAAUCUCGGGAACUAAUAGAAUCCCUAAAGUCGUUCUAAUCUUUUCCAACGGAAAAUCAAGUGACGAGGCGGUAGCAAGAGCUCGGAUGCUUCGCGAUGAUAUUGGUGCAAUUAUUUAUGUGGUUAAUGUUGGUAAUCAACAAGAUACCAACGAGAAUCUCGCUAUAGUUGGAGAGAAUAACGCACAUCGUGUAAAACAAGUCGAGGAAUGGCGUGGCAUGGAUUUUGAAAUGCUUGGACCUAUAGCUGACGAAUUAUGCCAACUUCUACCACAGUUAAGUGAUGACGAUGAUCAGUUUACGUGGCCUGUAAGAAAAACGACAUUAGCUAGUGGCCGUACUACUCCAGCUCGAAUUUGUACAAAGAUUAAUUAUCAAAUUAUGAAAAUAUUUGCUUGCUCAAAAAGUGUGCUUUUAUUUCAGGCUGAUAUUAUGUUCGUCCUCGAUUCUUCUGAAAAUUUCUCUCCUGCUGAAUAUGCGCAAUUAAAGGAAGGCAUUAACACGUUAAUUGACGAAACAUUUGAUCUAGCACCUGACGUCGUUCGUGUUGGUUUCGUCGAAUAUAGCGACAGAGCUUCUGUACCAAUAGCGCUUGGUCAUUACGAAGAUAAAAUUCAGCUUUUGACUGAUAUUUCAAAAAGUGAAAAACUUGAUGGAAUCGCCAUUGUACUCAAAGGAGGCAAUGCAGCAAUUGCUGCGGAGGAUUUGAGGAAUAAGCAUGGAAUCGAGGUAUUUGCUUUAGCUGUAAAUGCUUCACGAGAAGCAGUGAAAAUGUUGCACCGCCUUGUCGGUGAAGAAUGGGCUCAUCAGCGGUUAAUCCAAAUUCCUAGCGUCAAUAGCAUUCAUGGAAAUGAUCUGGUUCGAAUCGGUCGUACAUUAUGUGGUUUUAUUGAACCCGCUGGUGCAACUAUUGUGCCAUUUGAUGCGGAAUCUCAUAAAACUACGAAGCGUCAGGUUGAUUAUAGGAGAGGUGAAACUGCUAAUAUUUCUCCAGAAAUACCUUUAAGUUCAGUCGUUUUGCAUCAAACACCUUUGUGUAAAGAUGGAUUUCUUCGUCCCUAUCAAGUUACGAUUAUUGUUGAUGCAACUUCGCGGUCACCAGAAAAUGAUUUUAAGAUGGUUCUUAAUCAUAUAUCUGCUUUCUUGCAAAGCAGAUUUUCCGUAGAAAGUGGUCGAAUGCAGUUGAAUUUGAUUGCAGUUGACAGCAAUGGCACAACCUUCAAAGAAGGUAAUUUCGGCGUUGAUACUAUCGACAAUAAAUUCAAAGCUCUUCAACAGACGAGUGAUGAAGUAAUGCCAUCCGUUGAAUUUGCUCGUUAUGAUUUUGGUCAUCGGAUUAUUGCGAUAUCGGUAAGAUUACCAGCAAGCGAAUUAUUGAAAAAUAUGGCUGAAGGAAGUGCAACACGAGUGAUUCAUUUUUCGGACUGGUCAGUUGGAAGUGAAUUAUUCAACAGUUGGUUGGCGCACGCUAUCUGUGGUUAUGUUACUAGUUCAACUGCAAAGAAAAUGAAAAUUACACCAUCGACCUUUUUUAAAAAAACUGCUGCGAAACCAAAAGAUGCGGAACCUACGAAUAUAGAAGUAACGCCGCUAAAUCCAACUUCUUUUUCAGUUUCUUGGACUUGCUGUACAAAUAAAAAAACUAAUUAUACAGUAUUGUACACACCUGAUCCAACACUGUCAAAGAGUAAAUGGCGAAAAAUUGGAGCAAGCUGUAGAGAUAGUUUUGGUAAAACAAUCGCAAACCUGCCGUCGGAUACAAGAUAUACAAUAUGCGUGCAAACUGCAACAACAGCUGCCAACGAUUCAAUUGAAAUAGAUCUUGGAAAAUGUGAUUUUGUUGAGUUAAACAAAGAUACUACGCCAGUACCAGAAUAUACGGCGGUAGAUCCUUCAGCAGAGCCCUGUCGAUGCCUGUGCGGCGACGAUGGUAAAGCUGUAAUACAGCCUACGUGCGCCGAUGUUAUCAAUCCAUUUCGACCAAUUUCAACAUUACCACCUGCAGAAGAAGGCGAAUGUCCUUGUAUGGUACCUCCACACAGCGGUCGUUGCUCAUUUGGAUACUUCUAUAAUGCUGGAUGGUGUUAUGAUAUUAACGAAUGCCAACAGCAAAAUGGUGGCUGUUCUCAUGGAUGUAUAAACACCCCUGGUGAUUUCUAUUGUGCUUGUCCACCUGGUAUGAUGCGUGACCCAGUGAAUCCUAAAGCUUGCAUUAAUAUCGCUGGUAGUUUUGAUCGUAUUGCAGAACUUCUAGGCCGAUAUCUUAAUGCAAAUCGCGAAGGUGCAAGUGGUAAGGCCAUUGAUGCCGAUAGCGGAAAAUAUAAAGCAAUAGUUAAAUCAUCCGAUGACAAGGCAAUUUCAUUUGAAUGGUCGGUUAUGCCGACAGUGGUACGACGUGCAUUAAAAUGGCUUUUCUAA
Molecule: messenger RNA, 17298 nt
Organism: Dracunculus medinensis (Guinea worm)
Lineage: Eukaryota; Metazoa; Nematoda; Chromadorea; Rhabditida; Dracunculidae
Source: the annotation of a GenBank genome assembly